AUGUGGAGCAAAUCUUCACAACGGAUUAAACCUCCAUUGACACCACUCUCAACAAAACCACCUUCUCUUUCUUCCCAUUUCGCCAUGAUUGAACUCAAACAAAGAACCUUAACUUCCCUCUUCAAACUCUCCGACAAAGACACCCACCACAUCGCCGCCGUAGACCUCCAUAACAUCAUCGAAACCGCCUCCCCUGACGCCAUCUCCAUGCUCCUCAACUCCCUCUACACCGCCGCCGGCGAUAAUCCCACCAUCAACAAACCCUCCGUCAAGAAAGAAUCAAUCCGUUUACUUGCCGUCAUCUGCGCCACCCACACCGUCUCAGCACGCUCGCAUCUGGCUAAGAUCAUAGCCCACAUUGUGAAACGGCUUAAAGACUCUGAUUCCAGUGUUCGAGAAGCUUGUAGAGAAUCAAUUGGACGGCUUUCUUUUUUGUAUUUGAAAGGGGAAGGAGCUGAGAAUGAUAUCGGCUCGGUGGUGGCGCUGUUCGUGAAGCCGUUAUUUGAGGCUAUGAAUGAAGAAGACAAGGUGGUUCAAGCUGGGUCAGCUAUGUGUAUGGCUAAAAUGGUGGAAAUGGCUGCAAACCCUCCUGUAUCUGUCUUCCAAAAGCUCUGCAAUAGGAUCUGCAAGUACCUAAAAAACCCUAAUUUCAUGGCUAAAGCUGCUCUUUUGCUUGUGGUUUCAAGUCUUUCUAAGGUUAAUACCAUUUCUGCCCGUGGCUUGGAGCCAUUGCUUCAAUGUAUCCACGACUGUCUUCUCAGUUCUGAUUGGUCGACUCGAAAGGCAGCUGCUGAUACAUUAAGCACACUGGCUUUGCAUUCGAGCAACUUGAUCACAGGAAAAACAGCGUCUACAAUAACCGUUCUUGAGGCUUGCCGCUUUGAUAAGAUAAAACCCGUUAGAGAUGGUGUAUUGGAGGCGCUACAACAAUGGAAACGUAUUGCAGGACCUUCUGAAGAUCACCGGACAUCUGAUCAUGGUGAAAAUAGUAAAAAGAACGGUUUUUCUUCGGACCAUGAUGAUUCUAGAUCAGCUAAGUCGGAAAAAGACUUUUCGAACGUGGAGGCUGAUGAACCCGACGCUAGCUGCAUAUCGAGAACGGUUAUAACCUUGAAAAAGAAGGCGCCUGCUUUGAGUGACAAAGAGCUGAACCCGGAUUUUUUCCAGAAACUUGAAAGACGGGUUUCUGGGGAAGUUGAAGUGGUCAUUCCUCGUAGAUUUGUCAAUUCGCAUAAUGAAAACGAGCUAGAACUUAAUGAUACUGAUGGAGGGUCGAAGUCAAAAGAGGGUUACGAGCCGGAUGAUGGGCGGGUCAACUUACGACACGAUGGUCAAUCUUCUAGACGGGGAGAAUUAUCUGAAACGAAUGAUUCGAGUCAAAGGGAGGGAUAUAUGAGCGAUAAAGGAAACUGGUUCGCCAUUCAAAGGCAGUUGCUAAAACUGGAAAGACAACAAGCAAAUCUUAUGAACAUGUUGCAGAAUUCCUUACGCGGAUCUCGUGACGGCAUGGUGACUCUAGAGAACCGUAUACGGGGUUUGGAGAAAGUCAUUGAAGACAUGGCACAUGAUUUGUCGGUAUCAAACAAUCGAAGUAGUAGUAGUUAUAUGAGGGGGUUCUACAAGUAUCCUAAUACAAGCAUGAGGGGUUCGGGUUCUUCAUGGGACUAUCAUACGUAUGCUAGAAACACACAAACGGACUUAAGAUGGACCGUGGAUGUCAGAUCAACUGGCAGAUAAAGACGAGGUCUUCGGGCUCCUGUUCAGGUCCUCAUGGGAUUAGUCGAGGUGCGCACAAGAUGGCCUGACAUAGACAACAUGCAACAUCUAUAUAUACAACUGAAAGCAUUGAUUAAUUCUUGAUAUUAUUCUUUUUCGUCGUUAUAGAAAAGUUUAUAACAAAUUGUCGAACGUUUCU
Messenger RNA from Cynara cardunculus var. scolymus (artichoke), 1915 nucleotides. Its product is annotated as microtubule-associated protein TORTIFOLIA1-like. Gene Ontology annotation, biological process: multicellular organism development; unidimensional cell growth; circumnutation. Lineage: Eukaryota; Viridiplantae; Streptophyta; Magnoliopsida; Asterales; Asteraceae. Gene Ontology annotation, cellular component: cortical microtubule, transverse to long axis. Bases 1 to 1737 code for a protein of 578 amino acids. The transcript is spliced from 4 exons. The record is from RefSeq and is a predicted model, not a curated record. Gene Ontology annotation, molecular function: microtubule binding.